AUGAACUCGAUGCUUACCGCAUGGCAGGAGACUAUUUUGGAUUACACGUUUAAGGUUGUUUAUCGACCUGGCGUUCUGAACGUUUUACCAGACGCUUUGUCUCGCCAGUUUCCUCAAGAGUUGUGGACAGCCCGCAUUCAAGGAUCUGCUCCGAGCAAAAUUUAUGGUUAUGUUCACUUAAUCCAGGACGCCGACACUCAACGUGUGACGACGUGGCCUAAUCUGGCCAAGGAUUGCUUGGAGUAUGUUCAGCGUUGCCAAGAAUGCCAGCGAGUCAACAUCGCACGCAAGGGAUACCACCCUCUGACGGCCAUUCAUGCUCAGUUACCAGGUGAACAUAUGGCGGUUGAUUUGACCGGUCCAUUCCCUGUGGAGAGCGAUGGAAACCUAUUCCUACUCAUUUUGGUUGAUGUUUGUACAAGCAAUUUUUCGGACACGACAGAGAAGUUAUCAUCCCAGGAGGAGCUCUUAAAGCGUCUUGAGUGCAUGACCAAGACCGUCUUUCCAGCGAUUGACACUAAGACCCGCGAAACUCAACGUCGAAUGAUUGAGCGUUUCAAUAGAACAGUACUGCACAGUGAAUUCCCUGAUGGAGCAAAGGUUAUGUCUUUGGACCCGAUCUUGGGCGACAAGCUUUCGCCUAGGAUCGCAAUCUCUAACGCAGCCUCAUCAAACGGCCGCGACUCUCGGGACUAA
Linnemannia hyalina is the source of this 696-nucleotide messenger RNA. Lineage: Eukaryota; Fungi; Mortierellomycota; Mortierellomycetes; Mortierellales; Mortierellaceae. The record is from the annotation of a GenBank genome assembly.